GUCUGUUCCCAAAACACAAGUGUUACCUUAAGAGCUUGAGGACUGAAAGGGUGUUGUCUUUAGUUUCUCUGUGGUGACCAAUAGCAGAGUCUGCAGGGUUUGUUUAAAAACUUGCAUGUGUCUGAAUAGCUUCAGUUGGGUGUGGAUCAUCAUGGCUCAAGCCACAGGCAUUGUAACUCUGUUUGGUUUCUUACUCUGUUGUGCUGCUCCCAGCCAAACCAAUAAGGAACGAGAUGUUGACAUCUACAGCUUCCACAUAAACUCCACAGUAACCAGCCGCUAUGCCAUCACAGUCAUUACAAGCCGUGUGGCAAAUCGACUUAAUGAGUCCAAAGAAGUCCAUUUCCAGGUUAAGAUACCGAAGAAUGCUUUCAUUAGCAAAUUCAGAAUGACCAUAGAGGGGAAGACGUAUGAUGGAGUUGUGAAGGAGAAAGAAGUGGCUCAGCAGCAGUACAGUCAGGCAGUGUCUCGGGGAGAAAGUGCUGGGAUGGUCAGUUCGGUAGGAAGGACUCUGGAGGAGUUUAAAACCUCAGUGACGGUGGCCGCUUUCAGUAAAGUGACCUUUGAACUCACCUAUGAGGAGCUGCUACAGCGACAGCAUGGCAAAUAUCAGCUACUCAUCAAUGCCCAACCAAUGCAGCCUGUAGCAGACUUCAAGAUUGACGUGUACAUUGAGGAGAGUCCAGGUAUUUCCUUCCUGGAAGUGAAAGGAGAGUUGAACACUAAUGAGUUGGUCAGUGCUGUAACCACUUCACGUGCUGGUGACAAGGCGUGGGUGAGCUUCUACCCCACUCGUGAGCAGCAGACCAAGUGUGAUGUUUGUGGAGAAAAUGGACUGAAUGGGGAUCUGCUUAUAAUAUAUGACGCAGAGAGACCAAAACCUAGUGGAGAAUUGAAGGCAUCUGACGGUUAUUUCGUCCAUUACUUUGCACCUACAGAUAUUCAGCGCCUUCCAAAAAAUGUGGUGUUCGUCAUUGACCGGAGUGGUUCAAUGAGUGGGAGAAAGAUUGAGCAGACACGUUUGGCGAUGCUGAAAAUUCUGGGAGAUCUUGCUGAGGACGACUAUUUUGGGCUGAUCAUCUUUGAUAGUCAAGUAGAAGUAUGGAAACCUGAACUCCACCAAGCCACAGAGAGGAAUCUGAAACGAGCAAAGGACUUUGUGAGAAUGAUUGAAGUUCGAGGAGCCACAGAUAUCAAUGCUGCAGUGCUGAAGGGGGUGGAGAUGAUCAACAAACACCCACGAGAGCGAUCUGCCUCCAUCCUCAUCCUGCUGACUGAUGGAGCACCCAAUACAGGUGUGAGUGACCCAACAAGGAUUCAGGCCAAUGUGAAAGAGGCCACUGGGGGGAAGUUUCCUCUGUACUGUCUGGGGUUUGGAUUUGAUGUUAACUUUGGUUUCCUGAAUAAAAUGGCGCUGGAAAAUAAUGGACUUGCUCGUAGGAUCUAUGAGGAUUCAGAUGCUGACCUACAGCUACAGGGUUUCUAUGAGUCUGUGGCCACGCCUCUUUUAACUGAUGUCCAGCUGAACUAUGCUGGAGCAGGAAAUCUCACCCAGACCAGAUUCAGCCACUACUACAACGGCUCAGAGAUCGUGGUGGCUGGUCAAAUUACAGACAACAGCCUGGACACUUUCCAAACGGAGAUUAUCGCAAUCUCAAAAAACAGUGAAGUGACCUACCAGUACUCUAUGUUUAGAAAAGGACUGGCAGGUGUUUUGCCACAACGUGAAAACUCCAUCCAGAGACUUUGGGCUUAUCUUACAGUGAAACAGCUAUUGGAGAAAGAAGUGGCACUUACUGGGCAGGAGAAGGAGGCAGCCAGGGAAGAAGCCCUGAAUCUCUCUCUCAAAUAUAAAUUUGUGACUCCACUGACCUCUAUGGUGGUCACCAAGCCCCAAGGAGAAGACACACAGGUUGCACAUAAACCCAAAGAGGGAGAAAAAGCAAAGCAAAGGCAACAUAGUCCAGCAUCAGAUAGACGACUAAAUUCGCGUAAGUCCAAAUGCGGUGGAUUUGGAAGGGCUGCGUGCAGGUCAUUUAGACAUCAAGGAGUAAUGCUUUUAGCAUCGAGUGUGUCUGGAUCUGAUCCUAUUCAUCUUUCAGAUGGCGUAUUCAAUUCACAAGUGCACAGAGUUUCACCUAAACGGCGAAGGACAAAAGCCCAUGCGAGGAAGUCUUCUCCCUCAGCAAAAGCCCGUUUGAGGACGUCCGGAUUGUCUUCUCCCCCAGUAAAGAAACCACAUGUGCGUAAGGCAUCUCAGUUGCCACCUUCGACAGCUACCCCUCCAGUGAAUGAUGUGAGGUUUUUAAUGUCUGCUCCUGGUCAGCCUAAGCCACUUUGCUUUGACUUACCUGUAGCUUCCAAACUCCGCCUCUUGAUGGACCCCUCUUCAGAUUUCUCCAUGAAUGGCAUGCUCUCAUCCAAAGGCUUCAGACACAUUGCUCUUCAUUACAAAACAGAUCAUUACCUGGUGCUCAGCACCAGUGACAUCCAUUACUAUGAUGGCCUGAAUAAUGUGACAUUUUUGUGGGGGCAGAAGCCCACCAAUCAUGAGACUGAUGGUGUAGCUCUGAUUCUGAGAAACGAUGAAAUGGACGUCACCAUGGGAGCUAUGCGUGUCGUCUUCUUUCGUCAUAAGAAAGAUGGAGAAAUGUUUCUGUGGCCUGCAGUUCAGCAGCAACCAAAAAAUGUUAACAUACAAGGGAUUUUUGGAAAAAACAAUCUUAAGUAUGAAGAAUUGCAAGGAUCGGUGAUCAAAAUCAAAGAUCAAGAAGUGAAAGCAACCUGGAGCACUGCCACUGACUAUCGACGCUCUUCAGCCCCAGUUCUUGGAUGCUGGCUUGUACCAUACAUGUUUGUCCUGCAGGGGGAGCGUGUAGACGCUGUUUCAGACACUGAUUUAUUGUCCUGAACAAUGUUGGAAUAUUUAAGGACUGGAUCUAAAAACGACCUAGUCAGGUUUUCAGUUUUGUUUUUUCAGAAGUUGUGAUUCUCUUUUCUCUUUUAAGCCCAGCAGAAUCAUCAAACUGAAAAACUGAAAAAUUUCUUAACCCUAGUCACUUCAUGUUU
Molecule: messenger RNA, 3069 nt
Organism: Colossoma macropomum (tambaqui)
Lineage: Eukaryota; Metazoa; Chordata; Actinopteri; Characiformes; Serrasalmidae
Product: inter-alpha-trypsin inhibitor heavy chain H3-like
Exons: 24
Coding region: 116-2911 (931 amino acids)
Source: RefSeq, a predicted model, not a curated record